ACCAGUUGUCCGCGAGCCGCCGAGGGGAGAGGGUCGCUCGCCCCACCUCUCGUUUCAGUGAGUGAAUCGUGUGCCCCCACCUCAUCUCCCGCCCCCACUCUUUAUCAAAACCCUUACUUUUCUCCUCCUUUUCCCUCCCCUCUCCUUCUCUCCCUCUUUCCCUCACCCCUCCUUCCUUAACCCCUUCCUCGCCCCUCCUUCCUCCUCCUCGAAAAGACUUCAGUUCGUCUCGAGUGUGUGCUCUCCUCCUCGAAGUUUUAGACCGUUUCGGGACUUACGGCCGUCGAGGAUUCCGUUCCAGAGAAUACGACGGCGGAGGAACCUCGCAGCCCCGAGAAGCCAGUCAGGAAGAGCGGACUGAAGGGCCGUGAAGAAUCGAGACCAAAUCCGAACAGACGAAGUGGAGCGCUGCCCUCUGAAAUGGCGCAGCGACCCUGAAGCAGACUUUGUGAAGGAUCUUGAAGGAGAGGUUCGGCGAGAGGCGCUCUCUGCCGCCGGAGCGGACGUGCCCGGCCGGUUUCCUUGCUCCGUCGAGUCUCGAGCAGAGGCCAAGAUGUCUCUCCGGAAAGACGCGACCAUUUCCUCCAAGAUGUCGGAGUACGACAACGUGCCUGUCCUGCCGGGGAACUACCACGACUACAAGGACCAGCACGACCUCCCCGUCGCGCCGCCGCACCACCUCAGCAGCUUCCCGGUGGACGACCCGCCGCCCGUGCCUCCCCACCAGGGCGUCUCUGCCGGCGCGACCCUCCCGCCGCAGCCACAGCAGCACGCGCAGCUGCACCCGCAGCAACAGUACCCGCAGCAGUACGCUCAACCGCAGCAGCAGCAGUACCCCCAGCAGCAGCAACAGCAGCCGCAGCAGUACCCCCAGCAGCAGCAACCCGCGGCCCCGCCAUCGGGCCGGCCGCUGCAGUUCCCGACCGAGCAGGCGCCGCAGCAGGACUACGACAGCCUCGACGUCCGGCUCGUCAUUCAGCACCAGAAGCAGCUGCUGCAGCAGCAGGAGGAACAGCUGCAGCAGCAACAGCAACUCCAGACAGGACAGAAGAGAACCGUUGUCACCACUGCAAGCAAGUCCAGAGAGAGCGAGCGGUCGCACAGGCAGAGCUACGGCGGCGGCGAGAUGUCGGUGACGGCGUCGCUGGUGUUCUACUUCCUGGUGUUCCUGGCGGAGAUCCUGAUGUUCGGGCUGCUCAGCCUGGUGCUCUUCUGGGUCGUGUACUACCGCGGCGGCUUCAAGUGGCGCGAGGACCCCGCCAAGGAGUUCAACUUCCACCCCGUCCUCAUGGUGGCCGGCUUCAUCUUCUUCAUGGGACAUGCGAUGCUGGUGUACCGCCUCUUCCGCUGCUGCAACAAGCUGACGGCGAAGCUGCUCCACACGUUCCUGUACCUGCUGGCCGUGCCCUGCAUCGUGGUGGGCGUCAUCACGGUGUUCGACUCGCACAACCUGCGAGUGCCGCCCAUCCCCAACCUGUAUUCCCUCCACUCGUGGCUGGGCCUCGUCACAGUGGGUCUGUUCGCCCUGCAGGUAACGCACACGCUGGUCGUGGGAUUCUUCAGUUUCUGGCUCCUUCUCUGCUGUGAGCAAGGGACAGCCAGCUUCCGAUCGGGCUUGGUCCCUGUCCAUGCCACCUUUGGCAUCAUCACCUUCAUGCUGGCCAUCGCGACAUGCGUCACUGGAUAUACGGAGAAAGCCUUCUUUGUGUUGAGCAAUGGCAGAUACGCCCAGCUUCCACCCGAGGCCUGGGUCGUCAACGCGCAGGCCGCUUGUCUCGCGGGUUUGGCAAUUCUGAUGGGAUUUCUCCUAUACUCCAGCAGAUAUGCCCGCACCAGCCACCCCGUGGCCAUUGUCGAUCCUCCAUCCAACUCCCAUUAUGUCAUGACACAGAAAUCGUAUUACUAUAGGGACCAAAUGUAAAAGGCAACGUGAGGGUGGUCGCUCUGCCUUUUUUAUUAUUAUUAUUUUUCCACUGUAUAGGGUAGCAUGUAGCUUAGACAUCAAUUUUUUUUUUUUUUUUUUUUUUUUUUGUAAUGACAAGAUUGAUCUGAUGGUAUAACAAUACUCAGUGUUAAAGGAGGCUGACAGUGAUAUUAUUUAGAAGAGGAAUAUAAUGAAGGCAUUUUUCAUAUGGUAUUGAUAGUAUUGUCAGAAUUAUUUGCUAUUGUAAUGUUAGUACAGAAUGUUAGAAAAUAAACUCACAAUGAAUAUUGGAUAUUUUCUAUGUAAGCUUGAUUUUCACUAAAGUAAGAUCAUAGUUCAGCUGUGAAUUGUUAGAUUUAGAUAUUCUUUGAAAAGGUUGUAAUAUAUGUUGCAAAUUCAACAAAUUGUUGGUUGAAAUAAGAAAAGCAAAUGAAUAAUAAUACUGAAUCAGUAUGAAACAAAUUUAUAAUGUAUAACAAAAUCAAUAGGCAUUAUUUAAAUAAUAUUAGAUCAUACUUUAAGACCAUAAUUUAAGAUCUUUAAGGUUUUUUUAAAACAAUAUGUAAAUAUGUCUUUUGGGUGGGUAGCUGGCAGAAUAAUAGCUUUGAACUUGAGAGCAAAACCAUCACAGAGACUAGACUUGACUGCUUCAUAACCGAGAAAAAGACAUGGAGAAACGCAAAACAUAACUACAUGGGACUAAUCUCUAAAUGGAGAAAAGACAUGGAGAAACGCAAAACAUAACUAUAUGGGACUAAUCUCUAAACGUGCAUGCUUUUUGUUAACACUCUCUUCCUCUUAUUUCUAAGUUUCUAUAGCUAAUCUCCAGCUUUAUUUCAGGCAAAUGCAACACCUCAAUGCAUCUCUUUACUAAUGAUUUAUGUCUUAUAUGUGCAUCAGCUACCUUCAAAGCCAGUGGAAAGAAUCUGCAUCAUGUAUAAGGGACUAGAACCAUACAAUUUUUUUGACAGUGCUGCUAUUUAACUAGUAAGAGAUGAUGAAUGCAUAUGGCAUGAAUUCCCAUCAUAGAUACAUUUUAUUUCCCUUAUGGAGAUAAAUUACAACCUCAGGAACCUAACCUCUCUCUAUUUCUCUUAGUGAUUAACAUUUGGUUACAUAAGCCUUGCAUUUGUUGCAUGACAAAAGGUAGUCUGUGAAGAAGGUAGUAUGUAUCAUAAAAGACAUACGUAGCAUUCAUUUUUUUUUUUUUUGUACCGGAAUGCCAUAAAACCACUGUCUCUGGAGGUGAAUCAUUCAGCAGAGCAUUAUAAAAAAUUAUUUCUUACAGUUUCAGACUCCAUGCAGUCCUAUUCUUAAUGUGUUAAUCUUUCAUGUUAUGGCUAACAUAUGUGGGUGCAUGGGUCUCCAUAUAGCUACAAGCUGAGAGCAGUUGUAACUCUUCUUUUACCAAAAGGUGCAUGAUGCAGGGCUAUAUAUUACUAACCCAAGGCCUUGCCAUGACACACAGGGAUCCUGAGACCAAGAAUUUCACUUACUCGCUGAUGGGAAACGAAGCCAUCAUCAUCAACACCCAGGCCGCUGCACUGGCUGCCCUGGGAAUCCUUGUGCCUGUGAUGGUGGCUCUCCGCCCCUUCAGGAGGAGAUGGAGUGAGCGCCUGACGGAGCACCUAUGAAACGAGGACUCGGCUGAGUUCAUACAGACGCAUCUGUAGGUUACUGGAGAGGGAGACGGAAGGAUUGGGUUUCUCGGCAUCGCCAGAGAAAUAUUCUAAUUGGUGGUUCAGAGGCAGUUCAUGUUUGGUCUGUUUGAAUUUCAGCUCCUGAUGUGUAAAAGUUUUACAUGGUUACAUGAUGAUGAUGAUUGUAUCUUUACAUGACUGUUGAAUCUGUUACACAGAUUGUGGAUUCUAGAAAAUCUAUUUAUGUACAUCUAAUAAGCAGUCAUCUUCUGAAUAAGCUCUAUAUGUUAGGUUUUAAAGAUUGGAUAACAGAAAAAGUCUUUUGGAAAGUAGAUACCUUCAAAGAUUAUUUUUCCCCCAAUAUGUGUUACGAAAUGUUUUUUCCAUCUGAUCACCAUUUUUCAUUUAGACCACAACUGAUUACAUGUUCAGUCAAUAACACAUUUAGAUUAACAGUAACACAUUUAGACUGAUUACAUGAAUGACUUAGCAAAUCUGUAUACUUUGCUACUGGUUUGACAACUAUUUAAAGGUGUUUUAGUUGUAAUUGUAACUGCAUUUGUAUUUAGAAGGUACAUCAAAUUGAGAAUUGUCACUUUAGUUACUACUUGUAAAAAUGGCAAUGUAAAUCAUACAGUUGGUCAGGAAGUUACACUUGAGUAUAUUUAUACAUUAGUGUCUUUUGUCAUUAACAUGGAUGUUAUCUUACAAUGAAUUGAUGAGCAUGUGUGUGGAUGAGAAACUUCUUCAUUUUAGGUGAUAAUGUGUAUGUUAUUCAGUGUAUUCAUUCAUUUUAUGUGCCCUGUAUUUUUAUAUAUGGAAGUAUAGUAUAAGUGUUUCUUUCACAGUGAAUGUGUAUGAAUGAAGCUUUCUUUCAAUGAAAUGUAAGAUGUUAAUUAAAGACAAUGUUAACUAAAUCUGGUGGUUUAUUACCAGAUACCAGUAAAUACUAGUUUAUGUAUUGUACAGUAUAUGCAGCUACACAUAGUAAGCAUGAUGCAUUCCUGAAUGAGAGUUUUUCCUGUUUUACUGAACUUUUCUGAAGUUUAGUAGGUUAUUAACCAAAAUAUUUAUUUUUUAAUGUAUGUUAUCCAGCUUGCAAAUGCUGGAACUCAAAUGAGAUUUUGAUAAUGUAUUAGUCAUUAGUAUAAAAUAUUUGGAUAUUUAAAUAACUUACAUUUUAUGGAUUUCAAAAGAAAUGUACUUGCACAAAGGAUAAUUUGAAUAAUUUGAUGUAUCAGUGUAAUGAAUGAUGUUUUUUUGAAGAGAGGAAAUGAGGAAACUCCAUUUACAUUUUUUUUUUCAUGUCCAUUAUAUGUUGAAGCCUUUGAAGUAUUAAAAUCAAAUACAAAAUAAUAUUUUUUUAUCAGCAUUGUAUCUUUUGUUGGUAAAGCUGCAAUAUAAAGACUUGCAUAUGAAUUGAUAUCAUAUUUGUGUUUGAUGAACAAUGAGAUAGGAACAGUAACUGGUUUACCAGUUGUUUGGAUCUUAAUUGAUAUGUAAAUUGGUAGAUAACUAGAUAAUGUUGAUGUAGUAAUUUUUGUACAAGCAGGAAAAGUAAAAUUACAAUGAUAGU
Messenger RNA from Penaeus monodon (black tiger shrimp), 5140 nucleotides. RefSeq names its product cytochrome b ascorbate-dependent protein 3-like. The coding region runs from base 554 to 1921 and encodes 455 amino acids. The transcript is spliced from 6 exons. Gene Ontology annotation, molecular function: oxidoreductase activity. NCBI's taxonomy places the organism in Eukaryota, Metazoa, Arthropoda, Malacostraca, Decapoda, Penaeidae. The record is from RefSeq and is a predicted model, not a curated record.